AUGGACGGCCGGUCGGCGUUUCCGAAGACGUAUCAGGCCAAGCACAUCAUCUAUUCGUUGCCCAUGAUUGAAGCUAUACUUAUUCUGGGCGUCAUGUCCGACGCGCUCCAGGCGGUCAUCGUUACCCUGUUCUACCAGUGGCAUCCGGACGAUCAGAGCAGAGAUCCGGCUAGCACCUUCAAGGAAGGCGUCCAAAUCUCUAAUCUCAACAUAACUCAACCACCGCGCCUAUCGCCCAAAGGAUUCGUGGCAGUAGCCUGCAAAGUCUAUAACCCUCUUAGCUUCUAUAAGGGCUACAAUAUCAUCCUAUUCUUUGUAUUCGCCGGCGUCCUGAUCGGAUUCACUCUUGGUCGUUUCCAGUACCUUAACUUGAACGUCUUUCAUAACGGCUCUACCCCUAGAGAGUACUUUGCGUACCAGUACGGCUACCAAAAGGCUGGGCUACUCAUCCAUUUCGGCGCAAUUUUUCCCAUCGGAUACAUCAUUUUGUUACUCUCGCUACUGGGCAUUAUUGGCGCCUUGAUGAUAGCGAGAGGCUCUCUCAUAGGUGGACUUGACAUUCAGGCAGCUGUCGGGCUUCUCAGCAUUCAUUUCAUCGGGGUUCUUGUGGCCGCAUACGCCAAGACCAAGAGACUCCGAAUCGGCCUACACAGGGCAUGGAUGCUUCGAGCAUGCAACAUUGGCACGUACUAUGCCGCGCAACCUUACGACCAGAUCCUAUCCAUAAUCGGCGAUACAAACCAGACUAUCGAACUCUAUCCAGACUAUACGACGUACUUCCCCGGCAUAAGUCCGAGUUAA
This is a messenger RNA of Colletotrichum lupini, 801 nucleotides long. RefSeq lists its product as uncharacterized. NCBI's taxonomy places the organism in Eukaryota, Fungi, Ascomycota, Sordariomycetes, Glomerellales, Glomerellaceae. Bases 1 to 801 code for a protein of 266 amino acids. The record is from RefSeq and is a predicted model, not a curated record. The transcript is spliced from 6 exons.